This is a messenger RNA of Pseudogymnoascus verrucosus, 1777 nucleotides long. RefSeq lists its product as uncharacterized. The transcript has a single exon. The record is from RefSeq and is a predicted model, not a curated record. The coding region runs from base 47 to 1495 and encodes 482 amino acids. Lineage: Eukaryota; Fungi; Ascomycota; Leotiomycetes; Thelebolales; Thelebolaceae.
AUACCAAACCGUUCCUUUCAGCACAGUACAAAAGAUAACCAUCUCGAUGGACGCGGAUACCUUAUUCCCGGACAUCUACAGAAACAUGUUCAAGAGAACAAUAGACGACCUCGACCUAAACCGCUUCCUCGACAGUGACAGUGACAGUGGAGGAGGCCCUGUUCCCCCUCAGCGGAAACGCAAACGAGCUCCACCAAAACUUCCCCAGCCUUUGUACAAAGCAGUCGUCAAAGAUCUCGCCGAGUCUGGUACGAUCAGAGUCAGCUCGUCAACUGCAGACAUUGAUAAUACGAUCCUUGAGAGAAUCAAAAAAUGUCUCGAUCGCGCCAAUCACCCUGGCACACCUGAGGCCGAAGCCAAAGUUGCGCUUCAUCGAGCCUCACGCUUGAUGGGGCAGUACAAUGUCACCCAAGCGGAAGUACUUGCCCAUGAACCACCUUCUGCCCAGAGGAAUUACGCUGGACAAAGCAACGUCGAGAUUGUCCGAGUCGACGGCGACAAAUCCAAGUCUGUGAAGCAUCAGAACUAUGUCAAUACCCUUCUGAGCGCCAUAACACUCUUUUUUGACUGCAAAUCUUACUCGACUACCUACAACCAUUUUCUGAAGCUCACAUUCUAUGGCAUUGCGCAGAACACGGUCACUGCUGCUCUGUCGUUUGAGAUGGUAUAUAACUUGAUUGCCGAGUGGGCAAGACCUCACAGGGGUACUGGCCCAAGAAAUAGCUACACCAUUGGUGCCAGUGAUGGACUAUACAAAAUGGCAAAGAAGAGAAAGGCAGAUGAACUGGCUGAAGCCAAGAAGGCUGAGAAGGAGGCAACAGAGGCUAAAAUCCGGCAAGAGGAACUCGAGCGCCAGGCUCAAUUGGAUCGUCUCGCACCUCAUGUGGACGAUGAGCAAGUGGAGGAUGAGCCAGUGGACCUCUGUUCUCCGGAGGCAGCAGCGCCUGCCUAUGAACCUAGUGAGGCCAGCAGUGAUGAGGAUAUGACUGAUUAUGAAGAUAGUGUCAAAGACGAGCCCCUGUCUGACUCGGAGCUGCCUGGCGGAAGCCCUGGCGCAAAUGAACACUCGCCAAUUGUGCUAGACGAAGAUAGCGGCGAUGACUGUGCAGAGCCAGACUUCAAAGUGGAGGUUGGAACGAUGGAUGACAUCUGGGGAGAUUUGGAUGAAGAAAUCAACAGCUUCAUCGGACCGGGCACGGCGGCACCGCCAGCACCCAAUACUGAAGUACCAUCUCACACAUCAGCGCCUGGAAAAAAUGCCGGCGCAUCAGCUGAUGUGGAUGAGGAGCCAGAGUCGAAAUGGGCUUCGCAAAUGCAGCUCGAUAUUUUCCGUGCAACGGCCACCAAGAUUGCGGAAGAGUAUCUCACUGAGAAAGGUGUUAAGCUCAAGAAUGGGAGGAAGAGAAGCAAUGUGAUACGCGACCACAAGGCGUAUAAGCAAGGACAGAAGGAUGGCAAAAAGAUUGACGUCCACAGGAAGGCUAUAAAAGAAUGAGUGUUUUCUGGUGGAUGGACCGGGUCUGGACGUACUUGGCGGUCAUACGAGACUCGAGUUGCACCGGCACAGAGGAAAAGUCGAUGGAUACAUAGCGUUAAAUUGCAAUAUACCAAUCAAGGUGCUUUAUGAUACAGACACGGAUAGUUGCAUGGCAGAGAUUGCAAAGGGAUAUUCAACAAACGGAGAAGAUGGCAAUUCAGGAGACAGAAAGACAAUAUUUAUAUGCCAUGGGAGGAUAAUAAUAGGUCUUAGAAUUCGUGCUUUGCGCAGAUAAACGGC